GUCAUGCAAAAUCAGAGCUUUGUAAUUGAAUUUGUCCUCCUGGGACUUUCACAGAAUCCAACAGUUCAGAAGGUAGCAUUUGUUGUAUUUUUGUUGGUCUAUAUUGCAACUGUCUGGAGCAACAUGCUGAUCAUGGUGACCAUCAUUGGUAGCCCCACUCUGCUGGAAUCCCCCAUGUACUACUUCUUGGCUUUCCUGUCCUUCCUGGAUGCAUGUGUUUCUUCUGUCAUCACACCAAAGAUGAUUGUUGAUUCCUUCUAUGGAAGAAACACCAUCUCCUUUGAAGGCUGCAUGAUGCAGCUCUUUGCUGGACAUUUCUUUUCUGGGGUGGAGGUGAUUGUCCUCACUGCCAUGGCCUAUGACCGCUAUGUGGCCAUUUGCAAGCCCUUGCACUACUCCUCCAUCAUGAACAGGAGGCUCUGCUGUGUUCUGGUGGGCACAGCCUGGACAGGGGGCUUCCUGCACUCCAUCAUCCAAAUUCUCUUCACUUUCCACCUCCCCUUUUGUGGCCCCAAUGUCAUUGAUCAUUUCAUAUGUGACCUGUUCCCAUUACUGAAGCUUGCCUGCACUGACACUCACGUCUUUGGCCUUUUGGUGGUUGCCAACAGUGGGUCUGUCUGCAUUAUCAUCUUCUCCCUGUUGCUUGUGUCCUAUGGUGUCAUCUUGUUCUCCCUGAGGAAGCACACUUCUGAGGGGCAGAGGAAGGCUCUGUCCACCUGUGGGUCCCACAUUGCUGUUGUGAUUUUGUUCUUUGUCCCCUGCUUAAUGGUAUACACACGACCUCCCUCUGCCUUCUCCUUUGAGAAAAUAGUAGCACUAUUUUACUGCAUGUUGCCCCCUUUGCUUAAUUCUCUGAUCUAUACUUUUAGGAAUAAGGAAGUGAAAAAUGCUAUGAGGAAAGUAUGGAACAGGUUAGUGGUGAUGUCUCAUGAGAGAAAAAUGUUACACGUAUAA
Molecule: messenger RNA, 954 nt
Organism: Heterocephalus glaber (naked mole-rat)
Lineage: Eukaryota; Metazoa; Chordata; Mammalia; Rodentia; Bathyergidae
Source: RefSeq, a predicted model, not a curated record